GAGGGAGUUCACUAUAAAGACAAAAAGUAUGAGAGAGAGAGAACCCCAAGUGUGAAAAAGUAGCAUCCUCCAUAAACAACUUCACGAGCUCUCUCUCUCUCUCUCUCUCUACCCCUGCAUCAUCAUCAUCGUUGAAGUGUCCCAAAUCAAAACCCUAAAAAACCAGCAAUCCAUUGAUUGUUGGGAAGUAGGUAAGGAAAAGCUUCACGGGCUCUAGCUCUCACACCUUUCCGUCUCUAUCUUCUUCACCCAACUCUCCCAAUCUCUCUCCUUUCUGCGAUCGAUCUCGCGCCACGUUGAUUUCACAGCUAGGGUUUUUCUCGGUGGAAAUCGAGCCCCUUUUUUUAGUCUGAUAAUGUGAAUUCGACUUCGUUUGAAGAUAGAGUUCAGAAACAGAGAGAGAGAGACCAUGGAUCGAUCUGCUGUGACGGUUGGUCCUGGCAUGGACAUGCCGAUCAUGCACGAUAGCGAUCGGUACGAGCUCGUUCGAGACAUCGGUUCGGGUAAUUUUGGUGUGGCGAGGUUGAUGAGGGACAAGCAGACCGGUGAGCUCGUUGCUGUCAAGUAUAUCGAGAGAGGUGACAAGAUAGAUGAAAAUGUACAAAGGGAAAUUAUUAACCACAGAACGUUGAGGCAUCCCAACAUUGUAAGAUUCAAAGAGGUCAUAUUAACACCAACCCAUGUGGCUAUUGUCAUGGAAUACGCAUCUGGAGGAGAGCUCUUUGAGCGGAUAUGCAAUGCAGGACGGUUCAGUGAGGAUGAGGCACGUUUCUUCUUCCAACAACUUAUAUCAGGUGUCAGCUAUUGCCAUGCAAUGCAAGUAUGUCAUCGUGACUUGAAAUUGGAGAACACAUUACUGGAUGGAAGCCCAGCUCCCAGGCUGAAGAUUUGCGAUUUUGGGUAUUCCAAGUCUUCGGUGCUGCAUUCACAACCAAAAUCAACAGUUGGAACCCCUGCUUACAUUGCUCCUGAAGUUUUACUUAAGAAAGAAUAUGAUGGCAAGAUAGCAGAUGUGUGGUCUUGUGGUGUAACCUUAUAUGUCAUGCUGGUCGGUGCAUACCCAUUUGAGGAUCCUGAGGAGCCUAAGAAUUUUCGCAGGACAAUACAACGAAUUUUGAAUGUUCAAUACUCUAUUCCAGAUUAUGUUCAUAUAUCACCAGAGUGCCGCCAUCUGAUCUCAAGGAUAUUUGUAGGCGACCCUACAAAGAGGAUAACCAUUCCAGAGAUCCGGAACCAUGAGUGGUUUCUAAAGAACCUUCCGGCUGACCUCAUGGAUGAAGAAGCGAUGAACAACCAGUUUGAAGAGCCCGAACAACCCAUGCAAAGUGUUGAUGAAAUCAUGGGAAUAAUUGCCGAGGCUACCGUACCGGCUGCCGGAACCCAGAGUCUCAACCAGUAUCUGACUGGCAGCCUGGACAUUGAUGAUGACAUGGAGGAGGACUUGGAUACUGAUCCCGACCUUGACAUUGAUAGCAGUGGAGAAAUAAUAUAUGCAAUGUGAUUGGGGACAUGCCUGCCAUGGGAUAGACAUUUACAGAGACCAGCUCUGCUUUCUCAAUGACGACAAAAUUAUUUCCUGGGUCUAGAGUCAGUGGGUGUAAAACAGUUUGGUCAUUUCAGAGGACAACCUAUCCUUUGUGUUCUUUUCUUUAGCACCUUCUUCAAUGUUGUGCUUUUCUUGUUGCUGUAUCCUUUCCUUUGCCUUUUCCAACUGGCAUUUGUAAGUACCAUAAAACAGUUGUGUUAACCAUGUUACCCUAUGUUUGAUCUAAUUGUAUAACAGUAAUUGUAUGACUAACUGUUUGUUCGUUGGGUCA
Molecule: messenger RNA, 1817 nt
Organism: Camellia sinensis
Lineage: Eukaryota; Viridiplantae; Streptophyta; Magnoliopsida; Ericales; Theaceae
Product: serine/threonine-protein kinase SRK2E
Biological process (GO): protein phosphorylation
Cellular component (GO): nucleus
Molecular function (GO): protein serine/threonine kinase activity; ATP binding
Source: RefSeq, a predicted model, not a curated record